ACUGCUUAGCCCUGUUUGUGAAUAAGAAGCUGCUGUUACUAUGUAUUGCGGGUAUACAAACCAGGAAGUAUAUGAUACUGUAGUCACUUUGACGGGAAUAUCGAACAGACUUUUGAUAUUUGAGGAAUAAUGCAUUAUGUCAAUUGAACGAUAUUGGACGUGAAACAUUUGACAUAUUUGGAUUAGAUGUUUAUGGAGUGUUUGUCGGACGUCAGCGGGUACUCAUCAUGGCGAUAGGAGGGUACUUGGGAAUAUGCCUCUGUCUAGCUGUCAUAGCAGUAUCAAAGGGUGCGAACCUUGACUGUGACUUUGAGACCAACUUCUGUCAAUGGACACAUGGAUCAUCUGUAAGGCAAUGGAAGAGAUACUCCUUUGCCACUUUAACACAGGGUACAGGGCCAGACACUGGUCACACCACACCAGGAAGAGAGGAUUACUACAUUUAUCUAUAUGCGGGGGAGAGAACAACUCGAGACGGCUUAGUUGAAAGUGGAAAUUGCGUCCUGUUGAGUCCGGCUUUUAACACGACUUCUGGUGGAGGCUGUUUCCGGUUCUGGUACCACAUGAAAGGAGAUGGGGUCGGUAACCUCUCUGCAGCAGUGGUAGAAGGUUCAUCAUCUGUUAGUAAAUGGUUCAAGACAGGACAACAGGGAGCGGAUUGGAAAUGUGCUCAUUUUACCCUUGAACAAGGAAAAGAAGAUCUCCAGAUCGAGAUGACAGCAUGGACGGGUGUUAACCCAGUUGGGGACAUCGCACUGGACGAUUUCAAAUUCUUUGAGAGCAACUGUAACGGAAUAACUGAUGUAUGCGGCAACAUCACAGCAACGCCGUUUUCUACGCCACCAACGCCGUUUUCUACGCCACCAACACAGUCAUCCACACCAGACGAGCAAUCGUCUAACUCUUCCACAGAAGGUGUCGUGACCACAGCGCCAGCGGAAGACGAUAUCACGAUGACGAUUGUGUAUAUCUCAAUAGCACCUGUCGCCUUGCUCAUUAUCGUGUCUGUUGUGGCAUUCGUUCGCUACAAAUGUGCAAAGUCGAAACCCAUUGAGAACAACAAUUUCAUCUGGCCAAACCACAACAACAACCCCACUGAACCAGAUAUUGAUGACUAUGAUAACCUGCAAGACGAGGUGUACGCUGAGUUGGAUGAAUCAAAGAUGGACAAAGAUGGACGCGUCAUCUCAAGCAGUACCAAUGAGGGCCAUACACCACAAUUAUCCUCCACUACAGGAAACCCCUACGAACAAAUGCAUCGGCGACAUCCAGCGUCUUCUAGCCGGACUGAGAUGAGCACAGGUAUCACUGGACCUUAUAUGACGAUGCAAACAAGAGACGAGGAUGAUUUACCAGGAGAUGAUGACUACCUAGUUAGUAUCCCCGGUCCUAAUGAGUUACAAACAGGAAGUGGUGGAAGGGAUGAAGAGGACGUAGCAAAGGCUCCUGGGAAAGAAGAAGAUUCUUCAGAAGCAUCUUACCAUAAUGGCCAUGGUGAUCUCGCUGAAGAUGGGAAGAAAUUGCCCCCUGUUCAAUGUGGGCGAACGGCGUCAUAUAUCUCGCCUGUGUUUGAAAAUAUUUGAAAGCUUGUCGAACAUUACUAAGACAGUAUUUCAGUUAUAUAACGGCGUGUCAGUCUAGUGAGGGAUGAAAGAUCAAAGGUACGAAGAUGAGGUUCGCCGUUUAAGUGAACUAUAAGGGUAUAGUUGCUCUCGGACCAUGAAAAAUAGCAGGACGAACUCGGAACCCGAAUGCACAACCAACGGAUCCUGAUAGGACAAAGGGACGAAACCUGAAACAAUAAAUUGAGACAACGUGGACACUGGUCCGCCGUUAUGAUAAAUGAAAUGAACACUUAUGAUAGCAUACUAUUAUUGAAUGAAACAUAUUCUAAAUGUUACUUUUUAAUGAAAGAAUGCAAAUAGGCUAUACCUGCACGUCAGAGGACAUCCAGGAUGUAAAACCUGAAGGCAAAUUAUAUUUUUCAGAGUUUUCGGGAAACAUUUAUUUCAAGAUAAUCACACGCCCCACCCUCAGAAUAUCAAAUGAUCUGCCCCUUCGCAAGAAUUCAGACACUGUACGAAUGUGUUCGGUUAUGUCCUUUAUGUUUUAUUUUUGUUAGUUUAAAUCUUCUCUGCUGAAUAGAAAAUCCCUGAGGAUUUGACCAGUACGCAGGAGCAAACACAUAUCUACUUGGCUGCGCCCUCGAGCAUAAAUGAACCAUAACUUAAGAUACAUAUUUUAUAUACACAAUAAUAGAAAUGUUGCGGGGUUUUUUAUCUAUUAGAAUGAUAAUGUUACACGUGGUCAUCUUUUUUAUUUGACUAAUUUUAAAGAUAGUGUCAAAUCGAUUGAAUUGUGAAAUUAGCACUUAAACAUUAUAGACGAAACACGUUAAAUAGACCCAUAUAUGAUAUAUUAGUGACUUAAUGUUGAGUGGGACCAAACUUAGAUUUGACGUUGCUAUCGAUCACGUACUCUGAGGUUGCUGAGGUCACUUUUACUUCAGGUUCCGUAUCAUAUUAGAAGGUAUUUUAGAAAGUACUGAUUUCUUUAUUUGUAUACAUAUUUUAAGGACUAGCUUCAUAACACCAUACCUUUAUUACAAUCUCUGUUGAUAUGCUGGUUACUUACCUCUGGCAAGGACGUGUUUCAUAUAAUUACUGUGUUCAUCAUAUACUACAUGGCAAGCAAUAAAUAUCAUCAGUGGUCCGAGAUCUGGGGUAGAAUAGGUCUUCAGCAACCCAUGCUUACCGUAAAAGGCGACUAUGCUUGUCGUAAGAGGCGGUUAACGGGAUCGGGUGGUCAGGCUCACUGUCUUGGUUGACGCAUGUCAUCGU
Messenger RNA from Haliotis rufescens (red abalone), 2840 nucleotides. Its product is annotated as MAM and LDL-receptor class A domain-containing protein 2-like. Gene Ontology annotation, cellular component: membrane. The record is from RefSeq and is a predicted model, not a curated record. Bases 228 to 1583 code for a protein of 451 amino acids. The transcript is spliced from 7 exons. Lineage: Eukaryota; Metazoa; Mollusca; Gastropoda; Lepetellida; Haliotidae.